UCAGAAACUGUUAUUACCUUAUCUAGGAUUUGAACUCUAGUCUUCUAGCAGGACUUCUGAUUAACAGGCUCAGAUUUGUAUGGGAGAACUGCAUGUAAUCAAGAACUUCCAAUUCAGUAAUCCUAACAGAACUGGAAUAGGCUAUACAGGGGCUGUGCCGUGUGCCCUGGCACCCGGUUGGUGCUAGGACCUGGGGUGGGACCAGCAGCGACAGUGCUGCAACUUUGCUGCCAUCUAUUUAAAGCCUGCCCUGAGUCAGGAGAAGCGAGUGCUGCUGGGGAUGACAGUUGCUUCAGGCAACCCUGGGGAGGACAGGGUCGGGGGUAAAAAUCAAAGACAAGAGCCUGAGCAAGAAAGAACAUGGAGGGAUACCGUGGUGCAGAGUGUGACCGGGCAUCUGAGACCUCCUCCUUCAUAGAGGAUGAAGAAGAGGAGGAAGAAGAGGAGGAGGAGGAAGAAGAGGAGGAAGAGGCCGUGGACCCAGAGGAAGCGGAGGAGCUGACUCACAGUCUGAAAGAUCUUAUCCAAAGUGAAGAUGUGAGACCCAAGCUGCAGUGCAUCAUGACUAAUCCCUCCUUUUCUAUGGUAACAGUUCAAAGUGAAGAUAGUGGGAUAACGUGGGAAACCAGCUCAAGCAGAUGUUCUACUCCCUGGACUUCGGAAACUAGUACAACUUCUGAUCUUUACAGUAUGGAAAGUUCACCAGUGGGUUCUCCUCCAGGAAAAGUUAUCUUUAUUAUGGAUGAAGGCAAAAUUAUUCGGAAAAGGAAGCGUAAACCUUCAAAUAGAAUGCCAUUGCCCACACACGUGAGAGGAGGUCAGGGCAAUAAGAAACGCGAUUCUUCUGGAAUGCAGAGACAAGAACCAAGAACUGUUCUAGGAGACGUGCAGGGCUCAAUGUUAAAUGUUGAACAGAUGGAAGAACAAGACACAGAUGAAGAAAUGUUGGAGGACAAAGAAGAUCUGGAGAAUAUUGCAGAACAACCAGUAAAACGUGCUCCAAUAAGAUCAAUAUUUAGAGAAAGCAGACUGAGGAAAGUAGGGCCAAUCCUUGGAGGACCAGUAAAGUCUAGAAUACAGCUGUUCAAUUCAAUUUUUGGAGGGACUGGGCCACCUCCUGAAACACUAGAAAAAAGUGGAAUCCAAAGGAAGAGCUCCAUUUCAGGAGAAUCAGAAUACUUCCUUGAAGCAUCAGUAAAAGAAAGAUCGCAUAAGUUCAUUUCAGAAACGGCACAUACAAAAUCUUUCCAGAGAACAAGCAGAAGUCUUGAAACACCAUCAGAAAGAAGAAGGAAUCAAAGGCAGCAAUCCAUAGCACAUUCAAAUCAAGGCUAUUCUUCAAUAACACCUCUUGAAAAACAGCUUACUGGUAAAGAUGUCUCAUUUCAAAAUAUUAAACCUGUUAAAACAAAAGAUAAACCAAGCAAGUUUUCAAAGUCUGGGGAAGGAACAACUUUUCAGCACGAAGAAAGACAAGACAGGCAAUCUCAACUGGAGAAUCAGGUAUCAGGGCAGUCACAAAAGUUCAGCCCUCCCAAAGAAGCAAGGAAGCAGCAAAGUUACCCUUAUUCACCUGCAGCUAAGAGGGCAAUAACAGAACAGUUAACAACUACUGCACUAGAGUCUGAUGAUAAAUCAGAGGAACAAGUGUCACUUCUUUCAAGUGAAACUGCAAAUAUGAAACCAGAUCAGUCACUGCUGACAGUAUCAGAUCACCUAGAUGAACCAAAGGAGCAAGAGAUUCAGCGCAGUUCAACACUACCAUCUGUUUCAGCAGAUUCUGUUAAUAAAUUAAAUAGACAAAGUACCAAACCUACAGUAUCUACGUUGGAACAUCUUGAGAAGGAAGUACAGAAGUCAGCAGUUCAGUCUCACUUACCUACUGCCCUGUCAGCUAAAUCCAGUUAUUCCACUCCCUCCGAAACAAGACAGGAGGAUAUUAUUCAUCAGUCAUCAGAAACUGCACAAUCAGAGUCUGAACAUGUGCUUUUACCACAUUCUCUAGAUGUAUCAGAGAAGCAAGAUACUGAUGGUCACUUGUCAGCAACUGCACAGUCAGAAACAGAGCAUUCUGGUCUAUUGUAUCCUGUUAAAAAAAAAGAGAGUCAAAGGACCCCACAACCAGAAAUGCAAAAUAUUUGCUUAGAGAAGCAAAGAGAGUCAGAACAAGACUUAUUCUUUGCUCAAGAAGCAGAGGAGCAAGUAAUCAAACAAAAUGCACAUACUUCUGAAAAGAUGGAUUCUAAGUAUUUUGGCGUUUCAUAUCCUGUUUGCACAGAAACACAAGAAACUGUGAAAAGAUCAGUUGUAGAUAAAGCAGCAGAUUUGGAUCACCCUGUUUUUUCUGUUGAUAAAAACAAUCAAGCAGAGAGAGCACAAAUGGAGAUGGAAUAUCCGGAUUUUUCAUACUCCAGUGAAGUAAGUGGGAAAUCAGAGAGACCACAGACAGAGACAGAGCAUCCAGAUUUCUCUUUUCCCAAGGAAGUAGCAGCGGAAUCUGAGAGCGCACAGCUAAAGACAGACAGUCCACAUUUUUCAUAUUCCAGAGAAGAAACGGAUAAAUCAAAGAGUUCACAAGGGGAGACAGAGCAGCCAGAUUUCUCAUUUCCCAGGGAAGAAAUGCAGGAAUCAGAGAGUGCAGAGCUGGAGACGGUACAUCCAGAAUUCCUUUCUUCCAAGAAAGACACAGAAAAAUCAGAGAGUCUGCACUUGGAGACAGAGUAUCCAGAUUUCUCAUAUUCCAGGGAAGAAAUGAUGGAAUCAGAGAAUGCACAGUUAGAGAUGGAGCAGUCAGACUUUUCUUUUUCUAGGGAAGAAACAGAGGAUUCAGGGAGUGCACAACCUAAGAUAGAGCAUCCAGAUUUCCCCUAUUCUAGGGAAGAAAUGAUGGAAUCAGAGAAUGCACACAUGAAGAUGGAGCAGUCAGACUUUUCAUUUCCCAGGGAAGAAACAAAGGGAAUGAAGAGUACACAACUGGAGACCAAGCAUCCAGAAUUUGAUUUUUCCAAGGAUGAUAUGCAGGAAUCAGAGAGUACACAGAUGGAGACAGAGCAUCCAGAUUUCUCUUAUUCCAGGGAAGAAAUGGUGGAAACAGGGAAUGCACAGCUGGAACAGACAGAUUUUUCCUUUUCCAGGGAAGAAACAGAGGAAUUGGAGAGUGCACAGACGGAGGCAGAACAUCAGGACUUGUCAUUUUCCAGGGAAGAAACAGAAGGGCAAAAAUCUAUUCCCUUUGAACUGGAACGGCCAAAGUCUUACUCCCCUGAAGAAGAAGAGCAAGAAAAAACAGUACAGUUUGAGCUGGAACCUUCAGACAUAUCCUGUUCAAUGGAAGAAGCAGAGAAAGAAAACACCGCAAAACUUGAAUUAGUACAUCCAGAUUUCACUGGAAGAGAUAGUAUGCAGCAAAUGGGGCAUAAGGAAACAGGGCAUUCAAUUUUCCCAUAUCCAGUGAAUGAAACACAACAUCAAGAUUUGGCACAAGUAGAUACUGACAAAACUCUUUUGUCAAGUUUUGAUGACAGAGGGGAGCAACCACAACCUGUACAGAAGGUGUUGCAACCUGGAGGUAAGCUUAACGCCACUGGCAAGUCAGUGCAAGGAGAAACUAGUCAACUGCAUUCAGAAUGUCCAGUUUUGCCAUAUUCUGCUGCAAAAGAGCAGCAACAAAGAGAAGAGUCUGAUAAGUUAUAUUCCACUGGAAAAACAGAUCCGGAAAUAUUUCAACCAAAGGUAAAACAUGCAGAUUUCCCAUAUUUCCAUGGAGAAGCAGAACAAGAAGCUGUACAAACAGACACAGGAAGUCCACAGUGUUCAUAUUUCAUUAGUGAAGCACAGCAAAGUGAAAUCAUGCAACCAGCUUCAGAAAAUAGGGAUCUCUCAUUUGCCACUGGAGAAACAGUGCAAGAAGAAAUGAAAUCAGGAUCUUUGUGCUCCUCACAUUCAACUGACAGACCAACACACAGGGAAAUGAUUCAGCUGGAGCAGGAACAUUUACUUCCUGCUUAUUCCACUACUGAUUGUCAGCAAGAGGAAAUCACACCCCUGGAUUUGCCUCAGCCAGAUAUACCAUAUUCCACUGGAAAAGUAGAACAAGAAAAUAGAGUACAAAAAGGGCUGGAAGAGCUGGUAGAAAUCCAACCAGAAGUUACAGAAAAGGAACCAGAUUGUUCAGAUUUGCCAGAAAACUGGGGGAAGGUAGAAACACAGGACAUGGACCAAAUGAAUUUGGCACAGGAAGAAACAAUUGAACCAGAGUUAGAGCAUCCACCUUUGCCACAUUCUUUCAGUGAAGUAAUGCAAGAAGAAAAUGAAAUGGAACAAACGUAUCCAGGACAGCCAUUCUAUUCAAGUGUAGAUGUGCAGGAGGAAGUGACUCAACAGAAAACAAAGCAACAAUUUCUUUCAUGUUUCACUGGAAAAACAGAGCAAGAUGAAAUAAUGCAUUCAGAGCCGGAGCAAACAUCUGUGCCCUCUUCUAGUGGCAAGGAAGCACCACUGGAGAUGGAAAUGGGUUCAGAAUAUCCAGAUUUGUCAUAUCCCUCUCACAGACCUGAACAGGAAAAGUUUAGACAUCCAACGUUGCCAUUCAGUUCGAAGGAACAAGAAACUGCACCACUAGUAAUAGAACAUCCAGAUUUUUCAUGCAACACUGGUGGACUGAAGCCAGGUGAUACCAUACAGCAGGAAUCAGAAUAUCCAGAGAAGUCUUACUCCAUGGAAGAAAUGCAACAAGAAUCAGAGUAUUUAGAUUCACCAGAAACCCUGGGCAGAGCACAAGAUGAAACUGUGGAGCUGGAAUCUGAAUACACAAAUGUAUCAUGUUCUGAUGGCCAAGAAAGCCAGCAAGAAACUUCAGAACUUGCUUCAAAACAUCCAGGUACAUUGUUUUCCUUCAGUAAUUUUCAAGAACAAGCAACUCAAGAGCUUGAUUCAAAACAUAAAGAUUUGCCUAGGGUGGCCAGGAAAAGAGCUUUACCAGGAACAGCACAAGUAGACUCAAAAUAUCCAGAUUUGACAUAUACUUUUGGAAAAGCAGAGGAGACAGAAAUAGCACAGUCAGAAGCAAGACACUCUGACUUGUCACAUUCCUCCAGUGAAACAAACAAACAAGAAGCAACACUGUUGGAUCAGAAACACAGAAAAAUUUCAGUUGACAGAGAAAAGCAGCAGCAAACAAAAGAAGAGCAGGUAGAGCAAGAAAAGUUUUCAUAUGCUUCUGGCAAAACAAAACAGUUAAAAUAUGCUGAAGAGGGCUUUGAGAAACAAGAUUUAUCAUUUUCCACUGUUAGGCCAGAUGAGAAAGUGGCUAUGAGGGAGACAGAACAUGCUGAUGUGAUAUAUUCUCUGGAAAAAGCAGAAAUGCAACAAAAAGCACAGCCAGAAUCAGAGCAAAUGGAUUUAACUUACCCCUUUGAAAAAGCAGAACAGAAAAUGGCUCAGCCAGAAGUGGGAAGAUCUUAUUUGGCCCAUUCUGUGGGUUCAGCAGAACUAGAAGAAAUAGCAGAACCAGGGCAGAGAUAUUCUGACCUGCCUUAUUCUGUUCUCGGAGUAGAAAAACUGCAAAGUGGAGAGCUGAAGCCUGAACACCCCGGUCUAGCCUGUUCCUUCAACAAAGUACAGGAAACAACACAAAUGAAUGUGUUGGAUGCUCCUGACAAAACUGAGAAAUGCCCACUUGCUAAGGUGAAGCUGGGCGAUGAAGAUUUGGCAUCUCCUGCUGACAAAGUCAGACAGCAAGGGUUGGUUCAUACAGCCUUGGAAUGCCCUGAUGAGAACCAGUCUGCCAGCAGAGCAGAGCAUCCACAACCAACAGAAGAGAAACUAGAAGUUCUGGAUAUAUUGUCUUGUAGUGGAAAAGAAGAGCAAAGAGAAACAGCAAAAACAGUGCUGAAGCAGCCUGACUUAUCAUAUUCCAUUCAUGGAACACAGCCACAAAAAAAUACACAGCUGGAGUUAAAAAAACCAGACCUAGCAACUCAGCCUGGCAAAACAGAACAAGUACAGCCUGCUCAAAAGGAGCAGUCAGGCUUCUUGCAUUCUUUCAGCAAAGAGGAAGAACAAUCACAGUUAUCUUAUUCUGUUCGUGAAACAGAACAAGAGGUAGCACAUGAGGAAUCAAUCCAUUCAGCUUUAUCUGCUGGCAGAUUAGAACAGCACGAAUUCAUACAACCAGAGGCAGAAAUAAUGGAUUUAUCAUGCUCAGUUGCUGAAACACAGCAGUCUCAAAUAGAUGAACUGGAUUUGGAAUAUCCAGAUUUAUCGCAUUCCACUGGUGCACUACAGAAACAAGAAGAGGUUCAACCAGAGCUGGAAGAUGAAAGUGAUUUUUCAUCAUCUCUCAGAAAAGAGCAAAGUGAAAAUGUGAGAAAGCAGGCAGAACGCUCAGAGUUUCAGCGCUCUGUUAUGAAAGCAGAAGGGCUGCAAGAUUUGCAGGUGGAAUCAGAAUGUACAGACUUGUCAUCUUCUGUCACCACAGCAGAAACUCAUGAAACAACACAGCCAGUGUUGAAAGAACUUGAUUUGUUGCAUUCUUCUGUCAAAACAAAGCAAUUGUGGGAUUCACCAGAGCCUGAUCAUCUAAAUGUCUCAAGUGCCACAGACAAGGUACCAGACCCUGACUUGUUUUCUUCCACCACUGAAGAAAAACGGAGUGCACAGGUGGAUUUUAAACAGGAGAGAGAAAGCUGUGUAUUACGCACAGAGGAAACGGCAAAACUGAAGUUAGAACAGCCAACACUGACAAGUGCUCAUGGCAUAGUGGAGCAACCAAGAACGUCAGUGGAAGGAGAGUUCCUGGACUUGCAUCACUCUGGUGAAAAAAGGAAAAACAAGGAAGAGAAACAUGAAAUGUCAAGACAAGAUUUAAAACAUUCAGUUUUGUCAGAUUCUAUUGAUAAAACACGGCAGCAAGAAAACACACAACCUGAAUCAGGACAAUCAGAUUUGUCACCUUACUGUGGAAAGAAAGAGCAGCCACAAAUCGUUCAAGUGAAAGAACAUCAGGAGAUGCUACAUUUCCCUGGCAAAACACAGUGGCAAGGAACAGUUCAUCCAGCGGUUGAACAUCCAGACUUGUCAUAUUCCAUUGGCAAAGUAGAUCAGCCACAGUCUACACAAUGGAAAUCAGAGCAGGCUGUAACACCUCGUCACACUAAAACAACAGAGCAACAAGGAAUGGCACAUCUGGUGCAGGACUUAGGACAACAAGAUUUUACAUACGACUCUGGUGAAACAGAUGAAAUGCAAACUGUGCAAAGUGAACAGGAACAUACAGCUUUAAUGUAUUCUUCUGAUGAAACAGAACAAGAAAUGGUGGUGUCAGAGUUGCAACAUCCUCAGCUAUGUUAUUCUGUAAGAGUAACAGAAGAUAAAAUCACACAUCAGAAAUCAGACAAUAAAGAUUUGUCGUAUUCUACUUGCCAUCAGGAGCACCACGAAACUGUACAACCAGAGAUGGAAGAAAUGGAUUUAUCCUAUCCAACUGACAAAUUAGAGCACUCACAACCUGCCCAAAUAGUACUGCAAAAGCCAGGGUUUCUGAAGUCUUUUGGCAAAGAGGAAAAGGAAUUGGCACAGCCUUCCUUUUUGGACUCACUUGGUGGAGAAAAGCAGAAACCAUCUCCACAGUUAGACUUAAUGCAACCACGCUUAUCACAUUUACUUGAUAAACCAGAAAAACAGGAAACUUCACAAGAAGAGUUUAUAUCUUCUGAUUUCUCAUAUUCAGUGGGAAAAGCAGACCAAUUGCAAACAGAACAAGCAAAAUCAAAAUAUCCAGAUUUUUCAUAUUCUUUUGACGAAGCAGAAACUUCUGGAGUGAAACCACUGAGUUUAUUAUCCUCUUAUAGCAAACCAGAGCAGACACAGACUGCCCAUCCAGAACAUCCAGAAACAUCAUACCUUGCAGGCAAAGCAGAGAGGAGGGAAGGGACCCAUCCCGAACUGCAGUGUUUUAAUUUGCCAUCCUCUGCUGUUGAAGCGGAGAAACAAGAAACACUUUCUGUGUCUUAUACUUCUACUAGGACUGAGGAACACCAAACUGCAGAACUGAAGUCUGAACAAUCAGAUUUACUAAAUUCUACUGAAAAGGUAGAAAAGCAUGAAAUGUCUGUAUUGAGAGCAGGACAUUCAGAGAAGUGGAACACUGGGGUUACUUCAUCUCUAACUACUCCGUUGGAAACUGAAAAAGAUUUAUCCUUUUCCACUAAGGAAGCAACGAGACAAAAAACUCAGCCCUUUUCGUCUCUUCCUGGAAAAUCAGUGUCUGUACCAACAAAAAUUGAAAGAAAUCUAAAGUCUUCAUCUGUAACUGGAGGCCUUUCCUCUGAGCAUUUAGAUUUGCCUCAUGGACAGAGUAAAACAGAGCCGUCAGAAACAGCACAGCCAGGUUUCUUCUUUACGAGAAAAGAAGCAGAGAAUACAAGAACUCAUCUACAUUUGCCCAUGACUUCACAGUCAGAGGCUGAACAUGUAAUUUUACCUGAAACAGAGAGAGAACACACUCCAUAUUACUUCCACACAACUCCACAAUUAGAAUCUGAGCAAUUAAAUACAUCAUUUUUUAUAGAUAAAACAGAAACUCUAGAAUGUCAGGAGUAUUUACCUGCUCCUUCAAAACUGGAGACUGAAUCCUCAGCUACAUUUUAUUCAGCUGAUGAAACACAACGAGAAAUUCCACCUUAUUCAAAACCUGCCUCUGAGAAUUUGUUUCCCAAGUAUUCCCAUGCUGAACAAGAAAAGCAAAGCAUGAAGCUAGUUAUUCCCCAGUCUGCACAGUCGGAGUGUAAAUAUGUAAUUCCACCACACGAUGAAGCAGAAUUGCAAAAAAAUAAGUUAUCUUCACCUAAACCAGCAAGCCUGGAGACAGAACAUUUUGAGAAUAAGACGAUAGUGCCCACAAGAGAACGGGAUGAACAAGAUCUCACAGAAUGUUUGUCAUUAGAGCAGCUAAGUUCCCCAAAAUUAUCCACCAAGCAGGAUAAACAAGAAGUACAACCAGAUGUACAGAAGAUGCCACAGCUGGUGAGCUCAAAGUCAGAGAUGACUGCUGUAGCAGACCAGCAACCAGUGUCAUCAAAUACAUAUGUACCUUUUCAUACUCUGCCUGAAAAAACAGUAUCUGUGGCUUUAAUUGAUGAUGAAGAAAAACAAAAUAUUCUAACAUCUCUACCUAACAUAGCAGGCAUACCUGAAAACCAAGGUAGUUACACUAAAGAAGAGGAUAGACAUGAAGUGCAGCCAUAUUUCACAGAGCGGAAACAUUCAUCCUUAGAGCAACCAAGAUCUGUUUCCUCAGAUCUUGUUUAUGACACUGUAGCACACAAAACUCAGCAUUAUUCUUAUGAACAGGAUACACUUCAUUCAGUGGAGUCGAAGUCCAUUUUCCCCAGUUCUAACGAAAAGCAGAAUCCACAUAUCCCAUCUCCUGGGCUAGCCAGCUGGGUGGCAGAAGUGAAAGCUCAUUCAAUUAAACCUAUACAAGCUAAAGGAGUAGACAAGCUUUCUCCAAAUAGAGCUUCAGAUUUUGGAUCAAAACAAUUCCCAGAUGGAAAUUUCACAGAAGUUACAGUUCAUGGCACUACAGACAAUAAACAUGAUACAUUUAGAGUUUCUGAUUCUGAAACUGAAAUUUCCUAUGGACUGUUCUCAGAAACUGGUCACAGAACAGGAAAACAUGAUUUACGAUCUCCAGGAGCAGACAACCCACGUCCAGACAAAGGUCUGGAGAGUGAAAGUAGGUUUGGAAACCCUUCAAAAAGGAAAGCAACACAACAUCUGGAAGCAGACGAAAUGUCCACAGUGCCUGAGCAUUACCUGAGAAGAGAAGAAGAAAUGAAACACAUGAGCACUGUAGAAGACAGACAGCACACUCCAGAACCCAUUGAACAAAAAGAUUUAUUUAAUAUAAUAUCAGAAGGUUAUGAAAUACUCAAUAUUCAUGCUCCUACAUAUAUUUCUUCCAUUGAUCAAGAAGAAAGUAAACACAUGCCAGAUAAACUAGAAUACUUGGAAACAAAUCCUUCAUUUAAGAAAAAAUUAGCUCCUGAGAGACAUGGAGCUUCAGUUUCUGGAACAACAGAAAUUUCUGGAAUCUCAGGGUUGGGAACGUCUGAAAGCCAUGAAGAGAAAGAAUUGGUCACAACUGAUGAUGCUGGGGAAACUGAAGAAAUACAAGAAGAAAAUCCAGUGUUGUCAGAAAGCCAAAGUUAUGCACUCUUGGAUCCUGACAACGGUAUAUCUGAAAUUGAUUAUUUUGAAAAAUAUACCUUGAUUGAUGACAAAUCCCCAAUUAGGCCACAUUUUGACAGACCAAGUUCAUCUUUCCCUGUGAAAGAAGAUCUUAAUGAACCUGUGGAACAAGCCACAUCUUCCAAAGAAACUGCUAAAGAAGAUAUUUUGGAAGAGGAAUUUGCCUUACUUGAGGAUUUGGAUGAAGUAUUUUAUGGAACUGUGAAAGGAGAAAGCAAAAUGCAGUCCUAUGUGGUUGUUCCAGAACCUUUUCCUCUGCAGAAAUCAAUUGACAUUAGCAGUAAAAAAGCCACAAGUGUAGAAGAUGAACGAAAGUCACCAGGGACCCCACUAUUUGAUUCAGAAGAAGGAGUACUAGAACGAUCUCUGUUGUUUCCUACAACUGUUGCUGCUGUUAAUCCAGAGCUUCUAGAGGAGCCACCUGCUCUAUCAUUUUUAUACAAGGAUCUCUAUGCAGAAGCAGUCGGAGAAAAGACAAAGGAGGAAACUCCUUCUGAUGAAGAAAGUGGUAACUCUAAUGCAUCUUUUCCAAGCAGAAAUUCAGAUACAGAUGAUGGAACAGGAAUUUAUUUUGAAAAAUACAUUCUUAAAGAUGAAAUUCCAGGUAAAGACUUAGAGCCUCAGAAGGAUCAGAUACCAGAAGUUGAAUCUUUUACUGGAGGAAUUUCAGUUCAGAGUCCAGAGGAGAAAUACGAGCAGAGGUCUGCUGAUGUUUUAAGUGCUAGUACUGAGAUUCUGCCAGAGAGAGAAACUAUGGAGAAAAUCCACAGUGACAUUAAAGCAACAAUUUGCAAACCAACGCACGCCAUUCCUUUUGGAGGAAGAGUAAUUGUUUCAGGUGCAAGAAGUGAUGUCACUGAACAAAGAGAAGAAAACGUUCCUGUGGAAACAACUGAGGAGUUACCAGAGCAAACAAGUCAACAAGAUUAUAGUCAAAUAGUCGCUUCUCCAGGAGCUGCACAUCAAGAAUCUACCAGUAAGCAGGAAGAACACCAUGAAAUAACAGCAGUUCCUCGAGUGGAAAAAUACGUUCCAUAUACUCGAACUCCUGUUGAAGACAGUGAAGAUGAUCAGUUUACCCAGGAAAUUCCUCAUGUUCCUACCACUCAGCAAAGAGAGAAGCCAGCUUUUCAAAGAGAAGAACAGCACCCUCAUGUUUAUGAAGACUUAGCUGAGUCAAUGGACUAUGAUGUGAUUACACAAGAAGAACUUUUGCAAGACGAAAUAUCGUCUGAACUCACACAUGAGGAGCUACUAUUUGAAGACAGAGACUCUUUUGAGCAUAUUGGGGAUAGUUAUGAAUUUUUUAAUGAGCCAGAGCAAAGAACACCUGUUGAACUUGAAGAUUCAGGAUUUGUGGUGAUGUAUCCUGAAAAAUCAGCAGCAAACAUUCCUGAAAUUGAGAGUCCACAAAGAGAACUGAAGAAAGCGCAGACAGAUACAUACUGUUAUAACUGCAAAUGUCCAAUAUCUGCUAUUGACAAGCUUUUUGGAGAACACAAAGACCAUGAAGUCACAACCCUAGAUGAUGCUGCAACCAAGAUGAAGGAUCAAUUAGGUGAAUUGCUAAUUGCGCUGGAAAAAAAGUCAAUGAAGAUUGAAGGGUUUGUGGGUGAUAUUGAAUCUCUGUUUAACUCUGUGGAGGAAAACUGUAAAGAAAAAGCAGAGUUAUUGGAAAAGCAGAAUGAAGAGAUGCUUAAGAAAAUGGUAGCACAAUAUGAUGAAAAAUCAGAAAACUUUGAAGAAGUUAAGAGGAUGAAAAUGGAGUACCUUUAUGAACAGAUGGCUAACUUCCAGCAAACUGUUGAUUCAGCAAAGGAAACUUUGGAGACUACAGUAAAGGAAAUGGAAGAACUCAAUGGAUUUGUUAUCCUAAAUUCGUCUAAAGAACUGAACAAAAGGUUAUGUUCUGCAAUGGAUGCUACUCUUUCUUUAGAAAAGGUGCCCAGUACGUUUUCACUGUUUGAGCACUAUGCGGACAGCCCGGGAAAGAGCAAUCAGGACUCUUUAAAACAAGUGGCUGUCCCACAGACACCAACCUUAAUACCUCAGGAGCCAAAUUCUGCUACCAGCACCUCCAUUGCUGUCUACUGGACUGUGAAUGAAGGGGACGCCAUUGACUGCUUCCAGGUGUAUUGUAUGGAGGAGCUUCAAGCCAGCAAAGAUGAGGGAGCUUUGGUGGAAGAAUACAGAGUGACAGUGAAGGAGAGCCACUGCAUCUUGGAGGACCUGGAGCCAGAUCGCUGCUAUAGUGUGUGGGUCAUGGCUGUGAACUGUACAGGAUGUAGCUUACCUAGUGAAAAAUCCAUUUUUAAAACAGCACCUGCCAUCCCCACCAUCAAGGCUGAAGACUGCACAGUGUGUUGGGACACAGCCACCAUCCGCUGGCAGGUUGCCUCAGCAGCAGCAGAGUCCUUCACCCUGGAGUACUGCAGACAGCAUUCACCAGAAGGAGAAGGUCUCAGAUCUUUUGCUGGUAUAAAGAGACAUGAACUGAAGGUAUCCCUGGAGCCCAAUGUGAACUAUUUCUUCUACUUGAGGGCUGUCAAUACGUUUGGGACGAGUGAACAGAGUGAAGCUGCUCUCAUCUCAACUAAAGGAACUCGAUUUCACAUACUGAGUGACACAGCUCAUCCCGCUUUGCAAAUCUCCCCUGAUGAAACUGUGAUCUGUCUUCCAGAGAAAGCUACAUUCACUGGGUUCCCAUCAGUCCUGGGUGAACCACUGCCUGCUCGAGGAUGUCAUUACUGGGAAACUGUUGUCACUGCCUGCAGAAGCUACAGGAUUGGGAUUUGCUAUGAAACAACACCACAGAGCAGUGAUGUGGGACUGAGUGACACUUCCUGGUGCAUGCACUGCUGUCCUACACAAACCAGCUUUCUCUACAGGUUUUUUCACAUGGAUGUGAUGAGUGAUGUACACGUGACAGAACAACUGGCCAGGAUCGGCAUCCUGUUGGAUUACAAUGGUGGCAGACUGUUGUUCUUUAAUGCAGAGAGAGGACUGGUGCUGUUCACCAUCAGACACAAAUUUACCGAUUCUGUUUAUCCAGCCUUUGCCCUGGAGAAGGCUGGAGUGCUUACCCUGCGCACAGGAAUGGAUCUGCCAGACUUUGUGAAGCACAGCUAAUCCCCUGCUUCACAGUCUUAGAAAAACUAACAGUUCCAAUGUUAGGGGCAGGGUGGGAUGUCAGAGGGAGAUGUCAAUUUUCGAUGAUGAAUACUAUGCACACAGCUCUCCCCCACAGAAUCCAUAAUUGCAGAUAGCGCUCAGCCUUGUAAUCACCCUGAGCCUGCAGAAAAAACAGCACCUUCAGAUGGAACAUGCACCUUGUGAUGUACACAGCAGGAUUUUUGAGGGAAAUAAGAAGGUUUUUAGAUAUGAACAUUAAGGGGAGGGAGGGAAAUGUACUUUCCCUUUGAAAAUAAUGACAGUGUUUUCUGUCUUUUUAAAUUUGAUGAUGAGCCUGUGUAUGAAAUAAAUGCAUCUCUCACUGCAA
Molecule: messenger RNA, 13750 nt
Organism: Coturnix japonica (Japanese quail)
Lineage: Eukaryota; Metazoa; Chordata; Aves; Galliformes; Phasianidae
Gene: CMYA5
Product: cardiomyopathy associated 5
Cellular component (GO): cytoplasm
Molecular function (GO): protein binding
Source: RefSeq, a predicted model, not a curated record